AUGCCUCAUCCAAAUAGGUCCCUCAGCUCGCCGGGCCUGCGAGAUCACCCAAAGCAGGCCUUGGACGGGCUUCCCUCCACUCGAGAACCCUCAAUGCCUCCAUCGACCUCCCCUCCCCACAGAAACUCCGCCCGAAGGCUCUGUCCCCGCCGUCCUCGCCCAUCCGUCGCGUCAAUAGCAGAUAUUUUUGUCGGCUCGUUGGUCCUCGCAAGCUUCUGCAAUGAGCACUCACCAAGCCGUCGAGGGAUCUCUACGGCGUCAUGGUCCCCUUCAGAUCGUAAUUUACACAGAUUUCGAACCCAAGGGGCGCCUGGUCGCCGGCAGCCAUCCCGACAACCGCCAGAAUAUUCAAGACCAAGUUUGAAUCCGUCGCAACCUCAAAGAUGGAUCAGCCAUGGUCUGGCGCGCACCAAGGACGAGGAGACUGAGGAGAGCAGCACUCAUUCCCAUUCACAAAGGGAGGCGGAGGCGGAUGACGACUAUAUACCCUUGUCGCCGGCGCCGAGCGCAGGCACCGAAACCCAAAAGCAACCCCAACGAUUUAAUUUCACCUAUACACAUGAUAUCGACCACAGGAUACAUCGAUCCAAUCAUACGGCACUAGACUUCGACACGGCGGACCUCCCUCGCCAAUCGUUUCCGUCAUGGCGGCACCCGGAGAAAGACAAGCGCAUUUCCACCGCCAAACUCUACCAGCGAACAUUGACCGGUUACAAUUGGCAGGAGGCAGUGACCGCGGUAGCUCCACGCCCUCGUUUCUUCAAAGCAAAAGAAGCUACGUCACACGACCAAACGGAGAUUGACUCAGUCGCGGAGCUUGUCAGAACACUAUGGGGAGAAUCAAACCCCUCCACACAGUAUUUGUUCAGGCUGUACAGAGAGCUUCCGUCGCCGGGAAUGGCUUAUUUGUCGCAACGCACACGUGGUGCGCUUUUGCGUAUGUUCGCGCAACCUCGGGAUCGACGAUGGGUUGAUGCCCGUCGAUACUUGGCGUUGGUGGAUGACAUGGUUGCAGCUCGACUGCCUCUCUCACUUUCACUUUGGUCUUCUGCCAUCCAUCUUGCAGGUCGGGGAAAUGGCAAGGUCAUGAGACGAGAUCUUAUCAGAGCUGUUGGUAUGUGGCAAAGGAUGGAGCAUGUCGCAGGAGUGAAGGCAGACGAGGUGGUAUUCAAUAUCCUUUUCGACGUCGCAAUCAAAGCCGGCGCAUUCCAGGUUGCUGAGCGCCUGGAGGAAGAGAUGACCGGGCGUGGCAUGGGCUUUUCAAGAUGCGGGAAAGUCUCCAAAAUUUACUAUUUUGGACUGAUGCGAGAUGCAGACGGUAUCCGGAAUGCCUUCAACGAGUUUAUAGAUUCCGGAGAACUGGUUGAUACUGUCGUGAUGAACUGCCUUAUUGCCUCGUUUCUCCGAGCCGGCGAGACCCAAACGGCAGAACAGCUCUAUGCUCGCAUGCUGGAGCAGCACCAAACCAGGAGCACCGAGUUGACAUUGUCGAAUCGCACGGAGUCAGCCGUUGAUGCCCCAAAUCUAGGCUUUGACAUGCCUCAGUAUCGACAGAGAGCUCGCAACUUGGGCCGAGUGUUGAAGAAGUCAGCAGCACUCAAAGAAAAGUUCCCCGAGUACCAUCGUGUUCUGCAAAGUUCUCUCCCAAUGAGACCCGACACACGCACGUUUCACAUUCUUCUUCGACAUUAUGCGAUCAAUUCCGGUCACCUUGAUAGCUUCAUGGCUGUCAUGCGGGACAUGGAAAAGGUCUUCUCGGUCCCACCACGUGCGAUCAUCUAUCUGUUCCUUUUCGAGGGCUUUUCUCUGCAUGGCCGAAGAAAGAAGCAAUGGAGUGCCGAAAACCUCCGUCUGACAUGGCAUGCCUACAUCCGGGCUUUGCGAGAUUCACACGCAAGACUCCGCGGCUUGUAUCUCAACAACCACAAGAUGACGUGGGAAAACCCGCUUGCUAAAAGCGUGGCCACCGAGAUCGUUGAUGAUGGAGUCGAAGUUACCGACGCCCCAAAUGGACUUUACAUGUCUCUGCCCUCAGCAGACGCCGAAGUGAAAGCCGAACAGAACAUGGAUGAAUCAACCAAGAACGCAGGCGAUGCGCCUGCAUCUCCCGAUGAUGAAAGCAUCAGUGCCCAAUUGGAUGACGCAUAUGAGGCAUCCAGUAUCGAUGAACUCGACCCUGAAGAAGUCUUUGCUCCCCCUCCAGAAUUUCCAGAGGCCGAAGAGACGCCCUGGGAUCCAGAGAAACGAAUUGAAAAUGGUGUCUUCGUUGGGCGCCGGAUGAUCAUCAACAUCCUGCAAGCCUUUGGCACAUGCUGUGGCCCUAAAGAGGUCCUAGAGGUUUGGUUGCAACUCGAGCGACUGUGGCAUCCAAAUCAACGUACGGCAAACGAUGUCCUGAUUGUCAAGGAGGAGCUUGACAGACAGAUGUCCAGAGGUCCGCAUCAUUAUCGCUAA
Messenger RNA from Penicillium olsonii, 2454 nucleotides. Lineage: Eukaryota; Fungi; Ascomycota; Eurotiomycetes; Eurotiales; Aspergillaceae. The record is from the annotation of a GenBank genome assembly.